CUCUCAGGAUGAGAGUCACAUGGCAAGGUCAAAAUACACUUGAGUAAAAAAUAAACGUCCAUAAUGCUGACAGCUUCUACGCUAAUGAGGUGAGACUGUUCUUUACUUGUUUUAUUUAGCUUUACAGCAUGUAGCUAUCUGAGCUAAUGAAGCUGUUUUCCUUCUCUGCCCAAUGUACUAGGUUUCUCAUUUAUUUUUAGGUGUAUUUUUGCAACUGAGACCUAAAUUAAGAGUAAAUUACCAUGAAAGUCUUCACCCCUGUGCUAGUCUUUCAAAAAAUGCCCUCUGGGAAAGGCAGAGACAAAUACAGCAUUCAGUGUUUGGAGUGUUUUGGUAAAAACCUCUAUAUAGGGACCAAAGAGGGAGUCGUUGAGUACCUCACUGUAAAUAACACGAGCGCUGAAGAAAGCCUUUCAGUGCGGGAGGUGGGGAAGAGACAGAUGGGCCGAAGCGGAGCAAUCGGCCAGCUGACAGCGGUCCCUGUUCUGAAUCAUCUCUUAGUUCUCUGGGACGGUUCGGUCACGGUGCUUAACAUGUUCUCCCUGGAACUCCUUCCUGCCCUGAAGAAAAUACAGAACGUGUCACUCUUCUAUGUCAGUGAGUCAGCGGUUCACACUGAUUCCGUCGAGCUCAUUGCAGCUUCGACCAAGAGGAAAACAGUGAGCGUUUAUAAGGUGUAUGUGGACAGAUGGGAGUGUGUGAGACAGGUGGCUCUGCCGCAGGAACCUGUGGUGCUGGCUGCGCAUGGGACGUGUCUGUGUGUGGCCACUUGUGACAGAUAUUUUCUCCAUGAUUAUCAGAGCCAAACCACCCUUGAUCUUUUCCCACAUAACCUGGGAAAGCAAAAUAUCAUUGCCAACAAAUGUGGAAAAGGAGAAUUCAUUCUGAAUGGGCCUGGAUGUUUGGGCAUGUUUGUGAUGAAGAAUGGCACUUCCCAGCAUCCUCCUGUACAGUGGCCUGAUGGAGUGGUGGACGCUGCAGUUCAUUUCCCAUAUGUGCUAGCGCUACAAAAUCAGACUAUUCAUAUCUACAGCAUUCUGGACCAGCAGCUGAAGCAAACUGUCCCUUUACAAAGUGCCAAAUCUCUCGUCUCAACAGAAGAAAGUGUUUUUGUUGUUGCUGACAAAGAGAUUCAUCGGCUGUCACCAGUUCCUUUGGAGGAUCAGAUUGAAGAGCUGGUUAAGAGUCAGAGAGUUGAUGAAGCCCUGAUGCUGCUGGACAGACUUCAAGAUCUCCUGCCAAAAGAUUCAUACAAGGAUCUACAUAAAAAUGUCAUCUGUACAUCUGGAAUGAUAAAGUUCUACAGAGAGGCUUUUGUGGAAGCAAAAGAGCUUUUGAUUAAAGGUGAACUAGACCCAAGGGAAAUCAUUAGCCUUUAUCCAGUUAUGCCUGUUAUGAGUGAAGACUUUACACCUCAGACUACAGCAGUCAGCAAUGCCAAGGACCUGUGGAUGUUAAGUCGAGACGAUUGGCCGACAUUUCAACAGUAUCUAAUCUUUUUGGAUGACUUCUUGAGAGAAGUAAGGCCAACGAGACAGGGCCAAAUGUGUCCUCAGGACAUCGACUCAGCACUUUUUAAGCUGUAUUUGGAACAAGGUGAAUAUGGAAAACUGGACCUGCUUGUGUCGUCGCAGAAUAACUGUAACCUCCAAAUGUGUGUGCCUGACUUGGAAAAGCACAAAAGGUUUUUCACACUUGGAUUGCUCUAUCAAAGUCAAGGCCAGCAUUUCAAUGCAAUUCAGACCUGGGUUAAAAUUGUGGAAGAGCAGAGCGAGGACCACUCACACAUCAGCGUAUUCCAGCAUAUAGUUAAUACUCUCUCAAAUCUGGAACAUAAACCCAUCAUCUGGAAAUUUGUAGACUGGGUUCUUCAGAGAGACCAAGAGGCUGGAAUACUGAUCUUUACAAGCAGCCAUGUUACAUUUGCACCAGAAGAAGUCCUUGCCAUUCUCACCAGCUACCCACUUGCUAUGACUCUCUACUUGGAAUAUUUAGUCAAUGAAUUACACAGCCAGGAAGAAAAGCAUCAUACCAUGCUCAUCAAAUCAUAUGUCAAAUGGAUAUUGCAGUCGAACAAGGAUGACUACAACAAUAAAACAAGCAAGGAUGAGAUGAGACAUAAACUACAGCAAUUACUUUGGCAAUCUUCUUUUUAUAAUGUGGACGCCAUAUAUGACCAAAUAACACCCUCGUUUCUUCAUGUGGAGAGAGCAAUUUUACUUGGGAAGUCUGGUAAACACAAAAAGGCCCUUCAGGUUUUGGUCCAUGAAGAAAAAGACCAGCAGGCUGCUGAAAGCUACUGUUGGAGGACCUCUGCUGGACGAGACAGGAAGUUCACACAGGGAAUGUUUCUCUCCCUGCUUCAAAUCUACCUCGAGUCCUGUCAACAUGUUAUCACGGCAGUGGAUCUGCUGAACAAAAACGCAGCGUCUUUUGAUUUAGUCAGUGUGUUGAGGGUGCUGCCGGAUUCCUGGUCUCUGAAACUGGUUCUGCAGUUCCUCUGUGAAUCACUGAGAGGAACCGUACAUGACAAAAGAAUGAGAGGUCUGGAGAUGAGCCUUGCCAAGGUGGAGACCCUAAGACACAAGCAUGUCUGGAUGGAAGCAACGCAUGAAAACAUCCGAGUUGACAGAGGAUGUGUUUGCCAUUCAUGCCAGAAACGUCUUACAGGGCCUGAGUUCCUGCGCAGGCCGACAGGAGAGCUGACACACAUAUCCUGUCACAGUGGAGAAAGCGGAUACUGAACAGCAAAGGCACUAUUAUUCACACCUAUUCACAUUAUCACUUUACAUUUAUACUCUCAGCAGAUGCUGUUUUACUAGGUUGCCUACAAUAAAGACAGUAAUUACUUGGACAGCAAGGCAAUUACUAGCACAAAUUGCUGAGAAAGUUGACACAUGCUAAGACACAAACAAAGCAAGCCACAAAUACGAGCAGGAAACCCACAACAACUGCACAUACUGUAUACUAUAAAACAGACCUGGGAUGAUACUGUACAAUUUACUGGACAAAUGACAAUGUGCAUAAGAAUAUUCUUAUGCACAUUAAAAAUAUAUAUUCGAAUUUUAUUAUUACAAUAAAAAUAUAUUAUAGUGCAAGAUAUAGACUCAGAAUUGAAAAAAUAAAAUAAAAUGAAUACCCAGAUCAGUUUAUUUCUCACUUAUUUAUUUUCUGUGUUUAUAUUUCACAAUUCUGAGUUUUUCCCCCUCAGAAUUACAAGAAACAAAGUCUGAAAUAUUUUGUAACAUUAUAAAUGUCUUUACUGUCACUUUUGAUCAAUUUAAUGCAUCCUUGGUGAAUAAAAGUAUUAAUAUCUUUCAAAUGAACUUUUUUUUUUUGCAUUAUUUUAAAGUAUUUUUCUAUUUUUGCAACUUUCUCUGAAAAUAACACACAUACAAUUCAAGUACAAGCCAAAGCCUAUGCCAAUAUAAAUAAUAAUAAACUAUUCUUUCAGUCAUGUUCAUUCAUGCUUCAUGUAGAUUCACUGAGGCUAUAUGUCUUCUGACUUGGCUGAAAUGACCUUUGCAUACUAUGGGUCUCGACAUGGGUUCCAGAGAACAAACUAUAUUAUAAACAAGUCGACAUCUCUUUUACACCCACUGGACUGGGUUGGCUCAGUGCUGUCUGCUUCUAGCCCAAGCAUGGUGAGGAACUGGCAGCCUGACAAACCCAGGCUGUAUACCACUUCAGGACAUAGUGCUCUCCAGACAAGCCACCUUAUGUGGACAAAUUCUCAGACCAGACUGUUUAGUUUGUGGACAUGAAAAAAUAAAUCACAAAACGCCUCAAAUAUGUUAUCCAAGUGAAUCAGAAUAUACCAAACAGACUGUGAUAUGUCAAAGUGAUUCACUGUUGCGUAAAGUCUUCUGCUUCCAUUCCUGUUAUAAAUAAAUCUUUUGCCACUCUUG
Molecule: messenger RNA, 3908 nt
Organism: Onychostoma macrolepis
Lineage: Eukaryota; Metazoa; Chordata; Actinopteri; Cypriniformes; Cyprinidae
Product: transforming growth factor-beta receptor-associated protein 1
Exons: 11
Coding region: 243-2744 (833 amino acids)
Biological process (GO): endosomal vesicle fusion; intracellular protein transport; autophagy
Cellular component (GO): membrane; cytoplasm
Molecular function (GO): protein binding
Source: RefSeq, a predicted model, not a curated record